GUGACAGCUUGUUACUACAAAAACAAUAUACUCCUUGCUCCAGCACCUCUAAUAUUGGAAGUGAUGUACUUGGACAAGGUCAGGACUAUGUCAGAUCAUUAUUCUCUGGGUCCAAGAAGACUGGUGCAGAUGCUUCGCCAAUGGAAAAAGUAGAAAGGCAACCUAUUCCAUCUGAAUAUUACAACUCUUCAGCAUCCAGUGCUGUUGGGAACCUUAAAGUAGUUGAAGUUCAUUCAGGUGGCCAUUAUGUGAAGAUUCUAAACACAUCUCAAGAUAAAGAAGAGGAGAUUGGAAACCAUACACUCCAGCAGAACCUCAAUGGGCACCCAAUAGCAGUUUACAAAUUCCCUCCAAGGAUCAGAAUGAUGGCCAACACUUCAUUAAUAGUGUGGGCUGCUUGUUCUAAAAUGCCGCAUAAGCCUCCAACUGACUACCUCUGGAAGGAUAUGGAGAAAUUUAAGCCAGGACCAGCAUGCACCACAAUCCUUUGCAAUCCUACUGGGCAGGCUGUCGCUUGGUACACUCCCAUAAACUGGAACCAAAAGCAAACAAAGGAAGAUGAAGAAAACAGUAAAAUCAGUAACAACCUUACACAGCCCAUUAGUGGAGUUCAACAGCAGCAAGACCGGUGGGAAACUAGGGCAUUUGACUCAUGGCGAGGAAGUGACACUCAAAGUAAUACAAAGGGGAAUGAACCAGAAUUUAUUUCAAGAGAAGAAAAGAUACUGCCCACCCUGUUCCCUGUUCAAAAUCCUUGGUGUCGUAGUCCAAACUCAUCCACACAUCCUCACUAUGUUCAGGAAAGAUAUAUAGCCUUGGGCGACAAGAGCCACAUGUACAGCCAAACCAGAUCACAGCCAGUACGACCGGGUCCAGAUCCUGACAUUCUCUACAUCGCAAAAGACAGCAGUAAGAGCAAGAGUGCAACAAAGCCAACGCGAUCCAUAGGGCCUAAUUUAGGAGGAGUGAUUUAUGUCGGCUCAGCAGCACCCACUGGAUCUGCUUUACAGAAGUAUUUUGCCCAUUCAUCUUACCACUUCAGUCUCCUGGCCCAAGCAUCUCUUUAUGCCCAUUAACUUUCCCUGGCAUCUCACAGAGGAUCAAUGAAUAGAACUGGGUUACUUUCAACGCACUCUGCGGCAAAAAUAGUUUGGUGAUUCAUUGCUCCAGGAAAAGGCAGCUUGGAUCUUCAGAGCCACGUUCAGUUUGAUUUCUCUGUAAAUCUGUGUGUGUCAGAAGGCAGCUUGAAUUACUUCUCUCAGCAGUGAAUUUAUCAUUACUAUUAGGAAUUGAUAACAACUGAUACAACUAUUGAUGCAAAAUAUAAGGCCAGAACUAGAUACAUCUUAGCAUCCUAGUGAUUUCUUUGAGGCUUUAACAGUACCUUUGGUUCACAGUUCCAACCGUAAAUAUAAUUAAUUCACACAUGUGAUUAACAUAAAACUGCAUGACUCUUAGGCCUGCAAUUCUACAC
Anolis sagrei ordinatus is the source of this 1474-nucleotide messenger RNA. RefSeq names its product lamin tail domain containing 1 (gene LMNTD1). Gene Ontology annotation, cellular component: nuclear envelope; cytoplasm. Lineage: Eukaryota; Metazoa; Chordata; Lepidosauria; Squamata; Anolidae. The record is from RefSeq and is a predicted model, not a curated record.